This is a messenger RNA of Pistacia vera, 1643 nucleotides long. Its product is annotated as glycosyltransferase BC10. Gene Ontology annotation, molecular function: glycosyltransferase activity. Gene Ontology annotation, cellular component: membrane. The transcript is spliced from 2 exons. The coding region runs from base 203 to 1291 and encodes 362 amino acids. The record is from RefSeq and is a predicted model, not a curated record. NCBI's taxonomy places the organism in Eukaryota, Viridiplantae, Streptophyta, Magnoliopsida, Sapindales, Anacardiaceae.
UUCUCACUUCUUCUUUGAUCACUCCUGUCUCUUUCAUUAUCUUGAAUCCUAUUAAUCUGAUUUCUUCAUCAAACUUUACUUAGUUUUUUUUUUUUUUUUUUUUUAUCCUAAACACCAAGAACUGUUAAACUCCUCCCCUAUCUUUCUCCACAAUCCCAGCAACAAAACCCAAAACAACAAAAUAUUCUGUUUUUUUUAGAUCAUGUUUUCAUCUCCUUACCUCUAUUCUUUUGCCCUCUUUCUCUCUCUUUCUAUUCUUUUCUUCUUCUUCGCCCCUCAAAUUCUCCCUCCCAAACACUCCCAAUCCAUCCCCUCCCUCUCUGACGACCUCGACGAUCUCUCCCUCUUCCGCAACGCCGUCGCCACCCAACAACAAACCUCCGCACGCUCCGCCGUCUCCUCCAAAAUCUCCCAUUUGUCCUUGUCAAAUUCCAAGCCCAAAAUCGCCUUCCUCUUCCUCACCAACUCCGAUCUCGUCUUCGCUCCCCUCUGGGCCGCUUUCUUCUCCGGCAACAAAAACAAAAACCUCUUCAACAUCUACGUCCAUGCCGACCCCUCCGUCAAACUCAGCCACCCUCACCGCCUCUUCAACCACCGCUUCAUUCCGGCCAAAAAAACCCAACGCGCAUCGCCGACACUGAUCUCCGCCGCCCGGAGACUCCUUGCCAACGCGCUCAUCGACGAUCCGUUGAAUCUCUACUUCGCGCUUUUGUCUCAAAGCUGCAUCCCUCUCCAUUCUUUUCAAUAUAUUUACCAUUCCCUCUUCGGAAAUUCUUUAAAUCUCUUCCGCGCUUUCGCCUCUCAACAUAAACACAAAAGCUUCAUCGAAAUUCUCGAUGACGAUCCCAACUUGCCGGAGCGUUACAUUGCCCGAGGGGAGAACACGAUGUUACCCGAAGUCCCGUACGAGCAGUUUCGAGUCGGAUCUCAGUUCUUUAUUAUAUCGAAACGCCACGCGUUACUUGUGAUAAAAGAGAAGAGAUUGUGGCGGAAGUUUAAACUUCCGUGUUUGAAUUUGAAUUCUUGUUAUCCGGAGGAGCAUUAUUUUCCGACAUUGUUGUCGAUGGAAGAUCCGACGGGUUGCAGCGGUUACACGCUGACGAGAGUGAAUUGGACUGAGAGUGUCGACGGGCAUCCGCAUACGUACCAGGCGGCGGAGGUGUCGCCGGAGCUUAUUGACACGUUGAGGCAGUCGAAUUCGAGUUAUUCGUAUUUUUUCGCGCGGAAAUUCUCGGCGGAGUGUUUGAAGCCGUUGAUGAAGAUUGCAAAUGAUGUCAUCUUCAAGGAUUGAUGGAGAAAUCAAACUAAGGAUGAAGAAAGAGAUGAACUUGAGGUGUUGGAGUGUGAGUGUUUAGGGGACGUAAGUCAUCCCAAAAACACAAAAUAAUGUUGGUGUUGGCGUAGAUAGAAAUAGUGUAAUUUUGUUAUAUAUGGAAGAUGGGUGGGGGCUUAGCGUGGAGUGUGAAAAGCAAUGCAAAGGCAAAGGCCCAUUGCUUUCUGUUUCUGUUUCUCUCUGUUUUUUCUUGUUACUCUCUCUCCCAUUUGCUCCUCCUUCCACUUCCAGUUCUACCAAAGGUGCUCUGAUAUUGUAUAUUGUAGCAACAACAACAUUAUUAAUUAAAUGCUAUUGGGAAUUGUAAUUA